UCUUACAUAAACUUUGCACCUGCUUCACGAAGGAGGAGUCUGCGUUCACGCCAGUGUCUUCACUUUCCUUCGUUAUGGUUUUCUAAUACAAGUAACUCUCGAAAUUUGACAUGUAGAGACAAUUUACAGUAAUGGGAAAUUGUUACGAUUGUUUUAGCUCACAACCAGAGGUUGAAACCCCGGAUCCGGAAAUUAGAAGACGACAGCAAGAGGAGGCAGCGUUGAAGCGACAGCAACAAGCUGAUGGUCGUGGAGUUAAGGAUCCAGAGAGACUGAAGAGACAACAGAAACGAAGAGAGGAUGCUGAGAGGGAGGCUUUGAAGCAUGGUCCUUCUGAUGGGGGAUUAAAGGUUAGCACAUUUUGGCAUGAACAAGUUCAUCUUUUAUAUUUUUAAUUACUUAUAAGAUGGAUGCCUUUUGUAUCAAAAGUGAUUUAUUUAUAAUGUUUUACUCAGUGGGUUUGGCUUGAUUGGUCUUAUUCAACAGGGUCAGUGUGUAGUUUCUUGGGUAUAAGUCACUUGAUGACCUAAGUACCUGUAGCUUAGCAGCCUUUGUAUACAUGUAUUCUACAAAGUGGUAUUAUAUGUGGGUGGAAAUCUAGAGCGACAGAGCUGAAAUAGGGUUAGAGAAACCAUUAACACCUGUUUUCACAACUUUGCCACUCAAAGCUUCAAACUACACACAAAACAACCAGAUAACAUGAAGGCUUCUUCUUUCCACUAAGGAGUAUUUUAAACAGUGUUAAAAUAUUACAAGGAGUACAAAAACUGCUUACCCUAAACUUAAAAGGAAAAAAUCAGUGGGAUGUAUCGACAUACUUAAUCAUUGACAGUCUGCUGGGUCAUUCGGCAAUAUCUCAUUAUUUUUAGUAUUUACCUUUUGUUGGAUGAAUGUAUUGUUGAGGAAGACAAUUUAAUCAGUUUGAGAAAUCAAUUUAUGAAAUAAGUACAGAUGAUGCCAUGUGCUUAGCAAACUUUUGAUUGAAAAGUAACUGUUAUUUGCAACUUUUAUGUUAUGAUUUAAGUAAAACAUGACGGCACGCUUUUGUAUCUCAUCCAUCAUUUCUAACUGUGAUCAUUUCAAUCUUUUCUAUGCAGUGGACAGUUGGAUAACUUUAGGACCAGGACAAUCCCU
Pocillopora damicornis (cauliflower coral) is the source of this 1134-nucleotide messenger RNA. Its product is annotated as small VCP/p97-interacting protein-like. Gene Ontology annotation, cellular component: endoplasmic reticulum membrane. The record is from RefSeq and is a predicted model, not a curated record. Lineage: Eukaryota; Metazoa; Cnidaria; Anthozoa; Scleractinia; Pocilloporidae. Gene Ontology annotation, biological process: negative regulation of retrograde protein transport, ER to cytosol; positive regulation of autophagy; negative regulation of ERAD pathway.